AAUUAGAAUGAUCAUCUUAGGCUCUCUUUAAAAUGCCAUCGGUAAAUCAGCCUUUAUCCUAAGUUCCGUUACUUCCUCAGGCCAUCCGGAGAAGGAAUAAUGUCACAUACCCACAUUAACUUGCUGUGACACUUGUCCGAGUGUUGUUUGUCUGCUGCAUGCCUAGACCACCAAAGCGUUCUGUCCGGACAGUGUCACUGGAGGAGGCUGAGCGACAUGUCCAGGGCCCAGAUCUCAGCUCUGGUGUUUGGCGUCGGAGGGUUUGGAGCUCUCGUUGCUGCGACCACAUCCAAUGAGUGGAAAGUAACCACCAGAGCAUCAUCGGUGAUAACCGCCACUUGGGUUUACCAGGGUCUGUGGAUGAACUGCGCAGGUACUGCGUUGGGUUCCUUCCAUUGCAGACCGCACUUUACUAUCUUCAAAGUAGAAGGUUAUAUCCAGGCAUGUAGAGGACUUAUGAUUGCUGCUGUCAGCCUGGGCUUUUUUGGUUCCAUAUUUGCCCUCGUUGGAAUGAAAUGCACCAAAGUCGGAGGCUCAGAUAAAGCCAAAGCGAAAAUUGCUUGUUUGGCGGGGGUUGUAUUCAUACUGUCAGGGCUGUGCUCAAUGACAGGUUGUUCUCUGUACGCAAACAAAAUCACAACAGAAUUCUUCGAUCCUCUCUUUGUUGAGCAAAAGUAUGAAUUAGGAGCUGCUCUGUUUAUUGGAUGGGCAGGAGCCUCACUCUGCAUAAUUGGUGGUGUCAUAUUUUGCUUUUCAAUAUCUGACAACAACAAAACACCCAGAAUGGGAUACUCAUACAAUGGGGCCACAUCUGUCAUGUCUUCUCGGAUAAAGUAUCAUGGCGGAGAAGGAGAUUUUAAAACCACAAACCCUUCAAAACAGUUUGAUAAAAAUGCUUACGUCUGAAAAGAGCACCUGUGCAAGCUGUGUCUCAAGUUUGUUAUAAAAGUGAACUGUUCACAAAAUGAUCCCAUCAAGGCCCUCCAAUAAUUAACACUCGAACUGUUUUUAAAAUAUGAAUUUGAAGAAUUUGUUGAUUAUAUGGAUGUAAAUGUUCUUAUAUGGUUAUAUACUAAUCAUUUCCCUGGCUUUCUAUAAAAAAAUAAACAUGUUAUUUACAGGA
Ceratotherium simum simum (southern white rhinoceros) is the source of this 1123-nucleotide messenger RNA. RefSeq names its product claudin 10 (gene CLDN10). Lineage: Eukaryota; Metazoa; Chordata; Mammalia; Perissodactyla; Rhinocerotidae. Gene Ontology annotation, cellular component: bicellular tight junction; membrane. Gene Ontology annotation, molecular function: structural molecule activity. The record is from RefSeq and is a predicted model, not a curated record.